CCGCGGCGCCGCGCUGCGCGCGCACCGGGGGCGGGGCCUGGCGCGGGGGGGGGGGGGAGCGGCGUGCGCCCCCGGCCGUUAGGAAGAUGGCGGCGGCUGCGGGAGCGUGGCUGAGGAGCGGUGCGAAGCUGAAAAGAAAUAUGCCAGCAUACUUUGCUUCUUGGAAGGCUUCUCCGUGUGUCUUCAGAUCCUCCAAAUCGGGACUUAUGCCAAAUCUAGCCAGUGACGGAGUUGUCUGUGCUCCACUUCAAACAUUCACUGAAGAGGAGACAAUGCUGAAAAAUAUGGUGAAAAAAUUUGCUCAGGAACGAGUUGCACCUUUGGUGCAAAAAAUGGAUGAGAAUUCAAAAAUGGAAGAAUCUGUAAUAAAGGGAUUGUUUGAACAAGGGCUGAUGAGUAUUGAGCUUGGGGAAGAAUAUGGAGGAACUGGAGCUUCAUUUUUUUCAACCAUAUUGGUAGUAGAAGAACUGGCCAAAGUUGAUCCAGCUGUGGCUCUUCUAUGUGAGCUGCAAAAUACACUAACCAAUAAGUUGUUUACCAUAUAUGGAACAGAAGAACAAAAGAGAACUUACUUGCCCAGAGUGGCCGAAGAUAUGAUAGGCAGUUUCUGUCUUUCGGAGGCUGGAUCUGGCAGUGAUGCAUUUUCUUUGAAAACUCGGGCUGAAAAGAAAGGAGACUACUAUAUCAUCAACGGCUCAAAGAUGUGGAUUAGCUUUGCAGAACACGCAGGAGUUUUCUUCGUAAUGGCAAAUACAGAUCCUGCUUUGGGAUACAAGGGAAUUACAUGUUUCGUGGUAGAUCGCAACACAGAAGGACUACAGGUAGGGAAGAAGGAGGAUAAGCUUGGAAUUAGAGCAUCCUCUACCUGCCCAGUAACGUUUGAAAAUGUUAAGGUUCCUGAGACCAGUAUUCUGGGACAGGUUGGGCAAGGCUAUAAGUAUGCAAUUGGAAUGCUAAAUGGUGGCAGAAUAGGUAUUGCUGCACAGAUGUUAGGAUUGGCACAGGGUUGUUUUGACCAUACGAUUCCCUAUACAAAGGAGAGAGUCCAGUUUGGGAAAAGCGUAUUUGAUUUCCAGGGGAUGCAACAUCAGAUAGCUCACGUGGCCACACAAUUGGAAGCUGCAAGGUUGCUGACCUACAAUGCGGCUCGGCUUGCAGCAGCGGGAAGGCCAUUCAUAAAGGAGGCAAGCAUGGCCAAAUACUAUGCCGCUGAGGUUGCAACACUGACAACUAGUAAAUGUAUUGAAUGGAUGGGUGGAGUUGGAUUCACAAAAGAUUAUCCAAUUGAAAAAUAUUAUCGUGAUUGCAAGAUAGGUACAAUAUAUGAAGGAACUUCAAAUAUCCAGUUGAGCACCAUUGCAAAAAGCUUAGCACAGGAGUACUGAAACCAUAAGGACUUCUUGACUGUUACAGAAAUUAUUCCACUGAACAUUAAUCAUGAAUUGUACAUAUACCUGUAAUUAUAAAAUCAUAAAAGGCAUAAAACAAAAAUACAUUGUCAUUGAAAUCAUAAGGGAAACCUUGAAUUCCCAUUUCAUGAUAGAGAAUGUGUAAUUCAUGUGAAAUCAUGAAUUCAAUAUUCAAUUCCAAAUCAGGCUAAAAAUAGUAAUUGCAGAUCUUUCUGCCUGAGAACCUUCUAAUAUAGUACAUUGAUUUAAAUUCUAUAUUAGCUGAGAUUAUACAGUGUGUAUCAAUUUUGAGGUUUUAGAGCAAAAACAAAAGAAGCAAAUUUUUGCCUGAUGUAAAAGAAUGUGUUAAGCUGCCUGGGAGAAAAGAAGAUUCUCCAAGUGUAGUGGAAUUGUUGCAUGGGGUAGAGCUGCUGUUUGUUCUUGAUGCCCUGUAUUAGCAAGGGGCACAGGAGAGGUGUGUGGAAACAGAUAGAAGUGAUGGUUUCCUCUCUCCCUGGCUGAGUGAUUCCUAUGGAGCUGCUGUAAUUGGGGUAAUUUUUACAGCAGCCCUUAGUGUAUUCUUAAGUACAUCUUGGUAAUUAAGCCCUUCCAGCUCCAAUUUGUAGUAGUGAAUGUUAGAUAAUACCUACCUCCCUUUCCAGCCUUCUUCAGCUGUUAAGGGUUUUAAUCUAAGGGGCUAUUUACAGUUCUCUUUUUAUAAAAGAUUGAGUUGAAAUCUCUGUGAAAUGGGGUUAAAAAAGACCUAGUAGUUUUGCAAAAAGACAAAGAUAUAAGGUAGGUGAUAGGAGUUCUGUAAUACCACCUCACGGUAGCUUUUCCGUGUUCAAUGCAUCUUGCAUACUUUGAUCCUCAGAGCUUUCCUGAGAGUGAGUUAAAUUUUUAGCCGAGAAAACUCUCUGAUGGAAGUCAGUAGUUCUCUACAGAGAGAGCAAAGUGUUUCUCCAGUGGAGAUAUCUUCCCUCCUUUUGAGAAGAAAAAAGGAGAAUUUUUAAUAUAUAUAUAUAUGUGUGUGUGUGUGUGUAUACACACAUAUAUGUGCACACACACAUUAAAAAAUACAUUUUUUCCGGAAGUAUUUGCUUUUUGUCCCUCUCUGCUUGCUUUACAAGUAUUUUGUUUACGAAAGAAGUUUCCUCAGUGUUGGAGAGCUAGUAAACUAAGAAUCAAGAGACUGAAAACUUAGUAUCUGAAAAAUUAUUGCUGAUAGUGAGAAUUUGUUCAAGUGUUUUGGGGAGAGAAGAGUUGGGUUUUGGCCAAGUCAGAAGAAUCUCAUUUUUAAAGCUUGCUAAUCACUGAUGCUUCACUUUGAAUGGAGCUUAGACUGUUAGUCUGAAGCUCCCAAAAGAUUUCCUAGUUAAGCUAGGGAAAAUAAGAUUUAAGAAGUAUGAUGUGUAUUGGGUGAAACAAGCAGACUGCAGUGCAAGGUAUUCUACAAAGAAAUAAGCAAGGAGGGACAGCACCAUUAAAGUUGUAAAUUGUUUUCUAACUUGCUCUCAGCCUCAAAGGGAAGUAACUACUUUAGUGAAUGACUCUCCCUCCACAUACACUUUGCCUGUUGAUAGGCAAAGGAUUAGUGUUGUAGUUAUCCUUAUGCCAAAGAAACAAGCACCUUCUGUGUUUGUUUGAUCAAUAACUUUGAGAUUUUCAAAAAUACAGGAGUAGGAAGGUGGACUAGAUGAUUUCUGAAGGUUUCUUCUAGCUAUAUUAUUAAAAAUACAUCUUAGAUUGCUUGUAGGCUCUCUUCCAGCUGAACCCAGCUGCUGAGAAUUUUGUUAGACUAGAAUGGAGACUGCAUUCGCUGCAACAGCUAACUACAAUUAUUCUACUCAGCGUACUCUACCUAAGAGCCUAAAACGAGCACAACUAAGCUACAAAAUGCUUGUUAUAUUGGAGAGUAUGGUGAGUUGUGCUAAUGUGAGAGACAGUCCUUAGCUACAGUUUAGCCUGCUUUGGUAACAUGAGUGUCAAUAGAGAUCAGGUUUUUGAUUCAUACUGUUUAAUAGGCCUCCUAGUUUGAGAUACUAUCUUAACCUGGCAUCUGGAGUUUUGCACGAGUCUAGGAAUUAAGUGACAAUACUUACCUGAAUUAACAUGGCGCUAAAAGCAAACCUGUUAUACAUCAGUUUUUAUGGAGAGAAGUGCUGAGCUCUCUGAAGGACUGCUAAAAGCUGUCCAGCCAGGAUUAUAUAAAAGGGCUGUCUCUUUGUCAGGGAUGUAUUUUUAAAAAAUAAUCAGGACAAAUCAAAAUAGUGUGAUUUUCUGCAAUCAUGACUUGCAUGCUAUGCUCCAGGAAACCACCCGAACAGCCUUGUCAACUAAUCAACAGUUCAUUUUAGAAAAGCAAGGCCAAUCCUUUAGUUAAUUUUAUAGCUGUAGAUAUUUUUUGUCACUUGGUUACAUAUGCUAUAUUCUGUAAGUGCACAAUACCUUCUAAAAGAAAUGCAUGCGUUUUGUUUGGUGUUUGUCUACAAACUUCUGUGGAGAAAUAUGCAUGUAUGAAUUGUAACCACUGACUUUCUUGCAAGACUUCACUUACGUUUUAAAGGGGUAUGUACCGCUGUCUAGCAUUAGCCGUUCUGGUCACUGGCUGACUCUGGGAAGGUUUGGCUUGCUUAACCUGCCUAAGAUGGAGUCCACUGCCACAGUAAUACAGACAUUGGUUUAGUAAUAAGGUGUGCUGGGCAUUUGUGUAAGAGCUGUUAAGCACUGCCUGCACUCCCAAUGCAGGUUGGGAAAAGCAUCAUGGAUUGUGAUAAAUCACACUUCUACAUUUGGCACUGUUGGGCUUAGGACUGUUCAUGGUGGUUGCUACAGCAGUGAUUCUAGGGAUGCAGCGGUGGUAUUGUGAAUGUUACAAAGCUUUUGGUGAUGAAGGUAGGACUUAAAUCUACUUUAUGCAUACACUUUAUUUAUGUUAGUGAGUUUUCCCUUUUUAUGCCUCAGUCAACCCAGUCAAUCUAAUCUACUGCACUGGAACAUCUUUAGUAAUAGAAUAUUACAUCUAGGCUUUUCUGGAUAGAAAAAAAAAGACAUAUAUUGAGGAUGUAUAAAAAAGUGCCUGAAUUUGGUAUUUGGCUAAAUGCAAUGCUAGUACUGUGUAUCAGCUAAAGGUUUUCUAAUGAUCUGUCUUUUUAAAUCACAUCCCAAAUUUUGUGCUUUUUUUUUUUUCAAAUGGGACAGAAUGAGCAGAAUUUUUUUUAUUUUUUUUAGUACUGUUCUGGUUCAUGAUAAAGCUCUGAGGCAGAUUGGCACAGAAGGGUUUAAUUACUGCAUGGAAAAUAUUCAGAUAGAGCAUUUUAUAUGAUGUUUUCUGUGCUGUCGUUCUUUUUUUUCCCAUAUCAAGAUUAUGUUAGAAAAGCAGUAUGUGAAACAUAAAGCGUAUAAGCUAUUUAGAGGUACUGAUGCAAAGUUUUCAGCUUAGACAAGAAUAUUGAGGGAGCUUUGGGUUGGCCUUGUGGUCACCAUUGCAAUCAUCAAUACUGAAAAAUAACUCAGAUGCAUGAUUUAGUGCAUUUCAAAUAACUAGAGAGAAUUUUUUGUUGUCCAACGGGUAGAGCAAAAGACCAGUAGGAUGAAAUUAAGAAAAAUAUAAAUUAGUUGGAUAUGAUGAAAAACUUAAUGAGUCAUUUUCAUUAGAUGGUGGAAUGAUCUAAUUAAGUCGAGAGCAUUAUUAUUUGAGUACUACACUAGAAUAGAGGAAGUACUUAAGAAAGUACUACAGGGACCCAUUCUUCCUUUGAAAGGGAGAGGAGCUGCUUAUGUGCUAAAUUAGAAGGUUCAUAGGAGAACAAAGUUUUACAUUUUUCCAUCUAUUUUCCAGAGAUUUACAGAAAAAUAUUUGCUCUUUGUGAGCCUUUUACUAUUUAAAAAAUUUUCCAAUUAACGUAUAAUUACCUUUCCAUUUGGAAAUCUUUUGGUGAGAGACCCAUUUCAAGUUCUUCAUACCAAGAGAACCUAGAUUUGAAAUGCAGUCUGGUUCUAAAGAAGCUGUCUGACUUUGAGAUUGUUGAUUGAAUAUGUGAGAACUGAGGAAACAUUUCUCCUUCACCCCAGAAUGUAUUUACUGCACCAACGUGAUAAAUCUUCUUAUAGGAGAGUUGCAUGAAAGUGGUUAACAGCUACCACAAAUACUUCAUAAAUACUUACCUGUCAUGUUAUCUCUGUACAAAGUAUUGGAGGAGGCACAGAUCAAAUGAGAGCUGAAGGGGAGAUGAAUAUGUAUUGUAUGAUUCCCAAGGAAUUCUCACACAAUUUCUAACUUGUUCUGUAAAUACUGUAGUUGCAGAGUUGAAAUACUGUAGUUGCAGAGUGUUUUCCAAAGAGUUGUCCUCCUGUCUGAGAUGUAACUCUAGAUCUAGGUGAAGUGGAAUGGCUGGAAGUCUUAACUGUUCUGCAUUUGGCUGCCUAGAGCUAAGUAACAUGGUUGACUAUGCACAGGAUGAGCAGGAAGCAAUUACAUUCUCGGUUUGCUUCUAACCAUUCUUUCUGAGUCUGUUUUGAAACCACACACAGUCAAACAUCAAUGCAUAGUUAAUCCAAAGUCCUAGGCUAACAAAUAAGAAUUACAAAAAUAUGCCAGUUUUAAAAUCAGUCACUAUAAUUAACAAAGUCCAGCUUAGCAGCAUUGAGGGUGGUUUCUCAUCUGACACUAGAAACAUUAUUAAGCUGCUUUGAAAUCUUGGCAUUGAUUAUCUUCUAAAAAUACUCUAUUCAUGUGUAAUAUCUCUGCAACACAUUAUGUUACUAGAACUAGCCACUGUUUCCUAAUGGCAUAUUUCAUAAAUCGGAAUGUUCAAAUAUUGACUGAUCGUUGGCAUGUUAAAGUUCUAAAGAAUGUGCACUAUCCAAUUUUUUUUCUAGCAAAAAAAAAUCUUACAAAGUAUUUUUAAAUAGAGAUGAAGAUGUAAAGUCUCAACAGGCAGCAAUAGCAUUCUUAUAUAUUAUUCUCUUUUUCAGGAUCAUACGGAUUUAUAUCUUUCUGAAACUGUUCUUCCUCUAAGUGUCUUAUUAGCUACAUUGAUACUAAUACUAGAGGACUAUGCACAUAAAGAAAUCUCAGUGAAUUCCCUAAAUACCUAGACUAAAAACAAGCCCUCCCUCCCAAACAGAAAACAGUAUCCUAAUAGCCAGGUAACCAGUGGUUUCAGAAGAAAGUCUGCUUACAAUCUGAUUGAAAUGUGACACAAGCCAUUGUCACAAUUUGACAGUUUUAAAAACAUCUGUUAUAAAUCAACAGAUAAGGCAGAGCUGGACUGCUUUUGAUAUGUUUAACAAAAAAGAUAUGUCAACUUUCAGAUAUUAGCAGGACUUAAAAUUAGCUUAGCUUCAUCUGUAAGAUGUCUAGAGGGUCAUAAUGGGAAAGUGCUCAUUGGUGUAAAGAGUUAAAAUGCUUUUUUAGGGCCAAAUGCAAGCUGGCAGAUCAAGAAAUAUCUUAAAUUUUUGCAGCUACAGUACAACCUCUUUUUCCUGAUGUAAAUAGGACAGAGGGAAGAGAUGAGCUGCAAUAUGAUCAAUUCAUGUUUGAUUUGUAUCCUAUGUCUCUCUGGGCUGAAUAAGUUUGGUUGUUUUGGUUUUGAAAAAGUUUGCAGUUUGAAGCCUGCAGCAGAGCUCUGGCUGAGUCUCUGCUUCAUAGGAAACAAGAAGCUCUGAUACAUACAUCCAGAGCUGCUGUUUUUCUGGUUGAGGGGUUGUCUCCUGCCUUUUCGUGUGAAGGCUCAGCUAAGGAUUUUGAAUAAUGAAUGAUCCAGCAGAUCAGCAGAAUAAUCUGCAGAUCAUUUUCUUCAAGUUAAGUUUGCUGUAAGCUUCUUAAAUAGUUCUGGCCUGAAUUGUUUUCCUGGGCAUACUGCAAGAUUUUGCUAUUUGCCAAACCUUUCCUAAAGAUGUGAACUACAUGCAAAGUGUUGAUUUUUUUUUCCAGUGUAACUACAGCAAUCAUUCAGUUUUAUUUUUGAUAUUGAGUCUGUCAGAUUUUAAAAACCCAAAGACAUGAAGAUGUUACAUUUUAAAAAGACAUGAGCUAGGUUCCUCAGGACAUUUUUUUUUUCCCUUGUAGGGACACGGGAAAAAGUGGAGUGUGAAAGAUUAAGAGUACUAAAGGUUGCACAGGUUAUUUGUGCUAAAAAUGUUAGUUGGAGGAACUUCGUUUAUGAAAUAACUGUAUCCUACAUCCAAUAUAGCAGAGGCUAAGGUAGAAAAAGCUAACUUUAAAAUUACAUAAAGGUUCUAAUGCUUUUGCGUUGCAUCUAAUACAGAAGCUUUGUUAUCUCUGUCAAACUGACAAGAUAAGAAUUGGAGCAAUUCAGAAAUUAAGGUUCUAGAAAUCUAGUUAAAUACUGAAAAGCUCCAUAGAACAUGUUAAUUCAGCUGUUGAAUACGUAGUUGAUACCUGACAAGUGCUUUUGGGUAGAAAAGCUGAUGCUGUUCGUUUUAGGAAGGAAAAUGUUAAACAUUCUGUUCCUGAGAUGGAAGAUGUUUACACACCAAAAGCAGCAUUUUCUCCAAUUGUUCCAGUAAGAAUUGAAGCAAAGCACUUUUUCAUCUCAGGUACUUUUUGAACUUUGAAAAUAUUUUAUGAUUCCCUAUUAUGUACUAGAAGAUGGUUAUGAGAUAUGAAGGCUGUACUUAUGUUCAUAUUCUUGUUUUCCCCAUGUUCAGAGACAAAUUCCUUAUGUUCUAUUAUAUGAUUUUUAUCAAACACAAACUAUGUUAUGUUCACUUCUUAAAUUGCAAAUUACUUUGUUUUUCUUUAUUUUCUUUUAAAGCUUAUCUGGACAAACAAUUAUCACAGUUUAAUCCAGGCAAUGUCAAUGAUUGAUUCAUAUACCAGGUUGUUUUGCUUGUUGCUUAAAUAAUAAAAGCUAGAUUAAGCAAA
This is a messenger RNA of Dromaius novaehollandiae (emu), 8280 nucleotides long. It is a transcript of the gene ACADSB, whose product is annotated as acyl-CoA dehydrogenase short/branched chain. Gene Ontology annotation, molecular function: flavin adenine dinucleotide binding; acyl-CoA dehydrogenase activity. Lineage: Eukaryota; Metazoa; Chordata; Aves; Casuariiformes; Dromaiidae. The coding region runs from base 87 to 1385 and encodes 432 amino acids. The transcript is spliced from 11 exons. The record is from RefSeq and is a predicted model, not a curated record. Gene Ontology annotation, cellular component: mitochondrion.